Molecule: messenger RNA, 2406 nt
Organism: Mya arenaria
Lineage: Eukaryota; Metazoa; Mollusca; Bivalvia; Myida; Myidae
Product: NF-kappa-B inhibitor cactus-like
Exons: 5
Coding region: 178-1407 (409 amino acids)
Molecular function (GO): protein binding
Source: RefSeq, a predicted model, not a curated record
GCAUAUACUGUUUCUGAUGUGUUCUGGAAAUCCCCAGUUAUUGUUUAAACUGAAUAAUUUUCUUUCCUUUUGUGUUGCUGAUUUAAUGAAUUUUCCAUAAAGAUUACCUCAUACAGUAUAUACAGAGUUUUUACUUUCACUCGUGUCCACUUAUUUUGAGAAAUUUGGUGUGUAAACAUGGAUAAUCGUGAAUUGGAAACGGACGACAUAGAAACUGACUGCGAGCCAAUGUCAGAACCAGAACACAUAACAGCGCUAAAAGGAAAGGAUGGAGUCGCGCACAGAUUUGCAAAAGAUGCAAUGGAGGACUGUGAAGCGAGGUUUGAUUCUAGGUUUAGUUCUGGAUAUAAGAGUUUCGAUUCCAUUCCGAGUGGAGAUUUACCAAGUGUGAUAAACGAGGGGCGUUCAUGCGAUGACGAGGGCAUGAUUCCAGUUUCUACUCUUAAAUCCCUUGAAGACCUUAAAAUAACAGCAGAUGCUUCAAAGACAUUUAACAAUGCGUCGAAUUUACCUUCCAAUGAUGAAGGAUUUGUUUCGCAGGAACUCAAAUCGGGGGACAUACUUAUGUGUACUGGUGACAAUGAAACAUCUGUUUGUAAAAGUGAAAAUGAUGAUAAAGAACGAAUUGAACUGUAUUUUCGGUUUGUGGAUGAAAACUUUGAACAAGAUGAUGACGGAGAUACGCGACUUCAUACAGCCAUCAUCCAGUUACUGGAGGGUUAUGCUCUGAACAUCCUUCGAUGGACGCCAUGCCACUCUUUUCUGAACAUCCGUAACAACUUUCUGCAGACUCCCCUCCACCUCACCGCCAUCACCCGCCAACCGAACCUUGCCCGAAAACUCGUUACUUCCGGUGCACAGAUUGAGCGCCGCGACCAUCGAGGGAACACAGCCUUGCACGUGGCAAGCAAAGAGGGCUACACGGAUGUGGCGGCCGUGCUGCUAGAACCCGUCACCUACGAGGAGACGCGGGAGAACAUGGCCGGCAUUCCCUUCCAGCAGAUACCACAGAACCUUGAGGCCAGAAACUAUGACGGUCAGGUGUGUGUUCACCUUGCGGCGGAGGGAGGCCAUAUUGACACAUUGAACCUACUGCUGGUUAAAGGUGCCGAUGUUAACUGCAGGGACGGAAAGAGCGGACGGACGGUACUUCACUACGCGGCGGAGUCUGGGCACGAGCCACUGUUCCAGUACCUGUUGAGCGUAACCAGCGUGGACAUCAACUGCCGGACGUACGGGCGCCUCACCCCAAUCAUGUUAGCCCGGGGGCGAGGACACACGGCCUUAGUACGCCUGCUCAAGGAGAGGGGAGCUACGGAUGACAGUGUCGAGUCGGAGGAGGAGGAAAUGUAUUUUCAGAAAGAGGAACCCGAUGACUAUAAGAUUGCGGGAAACCCCGUAAACUGACAGAAUUGACGUCAUGAAGAUUAUGAAACAACUGGUUACGUCGUCGGAACGUCCGCGGGCCAAGUUUGUAGUGGAAUUCCCUGACAAAAUAUUCGUCAUUUGGAGAGAAGAGCGUAUGGAAAAACUUUCCGUAAACAUACACCAUUAUCUAUAUAGAUGUAUAUAUAGCUAGAGGCACCGAAAAUGACAGAACAUUUCCACAAAUCAUUUCUGUUUUUUAUACUACAACACAACAGUUACUUCACAUUUUAAAUUGUUGGUACUUUUUCAUUUUAUCUAAAUUGCUACUUUCUAGAUGAAUAUUGCUUCUAAAAGUCCUAUGGGACACGGGCAGUCAUAGACAGUGGAUACUAUUUUCUAUUGCGCAUAUAUUCACGACUGAUUAAAACUUAACCUGUGUCUUGAAUACAUAUUUUGUCACGUGUAUCGCCCAAAUACGAUCUACUCAUUAAGAGCUCUAUGCCAGGAUGGAUUUUUGCAUACAUUAGUUUAACAUUCACUUUGUACAUUAUUGUAUGCUUGAAUUUUGUAAUAUGUAAUACUAAUAGUUUACUACUAGCAGUAGAACAGUGAUACAGUAAGAGUUGAAUUUGCAGUGUUGUUUAUUUGUAUAAACAGUUUAUGAACCAUGUCUAUACCAAUAACUGUUUUAACUUAAUUACAACUGGUCACAUUAUGACAUUAUCUGCGAUCUGUGCGACAGGCAUAGUUUCCUUGUUCGUGCGGUGUAAUUAGUAUUUUUAACGCUUUGUUUCUUUAUUUCAUUGCUGGUUACAAGGAAAAGCAUGAUGUUUGAUGUGAAUUUUAAUGAUAAAUUGGUCACUCUCAUUACUCGACGUGUACAGAAUUUUUAUGUGUAUCAUUUAACGUUCAUUAAUAAUUAUUUAUGUCAAUUUAUGAUAUAAUCUUAAAAACAAGUAUUUAAUUUAACGUUAUCGGAUCUUAUUUUCUGUUCUGUUCAUUUUAUUUAAUAAAUGUCAAUAAAAAAUUCUUGUCUUA